This is a messenger RNA of Guillardia theta CCMP2712, 588 nucleotides long. RefSeq lists its product as hypothetical. The record is from RefSeq and is a predicted model, not a curated record. Lineage: Eukaryota; Cryptophyceae; Pyrenomonadales; Geminigeraceae. The transcript is spliced from 2 exons. The coding region runs from base 1 to 588 and encodes 195 amino acids.
AUGGCCGAACAAGUUGUCACAGUGAAAGCAAGGAUUGGAACUGGCAAGAAGAUGCGAAUAAAGAAUGUUGAGCUUGAUCUCUCAAAGAUCAAGUCUUUGUUUCACCUUCGCCAAGAGGAAGCAGCUAAGACCCUGUGUGUAUCAUUAACAAGCCUCAAAGUAGCUUGCCGGAGGCUCGGAAUCAACCGAUGGCCGUACGAGAGAGUCUUCACGUCUUCCGCGUCCAACGCUCAACCAUCGUCUUCGAAACCUCAGGACAGUUCGGGGGAAGGACCCCAGCGGGCAGAGGCGCAGUCACUGAUGCGAUCUACCUCGGAGAUGGGCGACUCCUUCACGAUGGAUUCUUGUCCGUCCUCUUCCUACUGUAGCCCGCAAGAGGAGUUGGAGGAACGUGAAGAGGCCUCGAGCAUGUUGGAAGAGGAAGGGAAAGAGGAAGAGGAAGAAGUGGAAGUCGGGCCAUGUUCAGUGCCUAGUCAGCUCGUUACCAAUCCCACGUGCACCACCGCGAUUGACUCAGAGUGGUUAGAUUGGUACAUCUCUUGUAAUGACGACAAUCUCAUCUUCCCAGACUGUCACGUUCUGUUGUAG